This is a messenger RNA of Mus musculus (house mouse), 7426 nucleotides long. RefSeq names its product protein geranylgeranyltransferase type I, beta subunit (gene Pggt1b). Gene Ontology annotation, cellular component: CAAX-protein geranylgeranyltransferase complex. Gene Ontology annotation, molecular function: protein geranylgeranyltransferase activity; CAAX-protein geranylgeranyltransferase activity; catalytic activity. NCBI's taxonomy places the organism in Eukaryota, Metazoa, Chordata, Mammalia, Rodentia, Muridae. The coding region runs from base 388 to 1149 and encodes 253 amino acids. The transcript is spliced from 10 exons. The record is from RefSeq and is marked validated.
ACUUCCGGAGCAGCAUGGCCACCACCGAGGACGACAGGCUGGCGGGGAGCGGAGAAGGAGAACGGCUGGAUUUCCUGCGGGACCGGCACGUGCGGUUCUUUCAGCGCUGCCUCCAGGUCUUGCCGGAGCGGUAUUCCUCGCUGGAGACCAGCAGGUUGACAAUUGCCUUUUUUGCACUCUCUGGGCUGGAUAUGCUGGACUCCUUGGAUGUGGUGAACAAAGACGAUAUAAUAGAGUGGAUCUACUCCCUGCAGGUUCUUCCCACAGAAGACAGUGAGGUCAAAUCUGAGUCGCUGUGGUUUCCGAGGUUCUUCAUACCUGGGUAUUCCAUUCAAUCCAUCAAAGAAUCCAGGAGCAGCCCAUCCUUACGACAGUGGACACAUAGCGAUGACGUACACGGGGCUUUCCUGUCUGAUCAUCCUUGGAGAUGACUUAGGCCGUGUGGAUAAAGAGGCUUGCUUAGCAGGCUUGAGAGCGCUUCAGCUGGAAGACGGGAGCUUCUGUGCGGUUCCUGAAGGCAGUGAGAAUGACAUGAGGUUUGUGUACUGCGCAUCCUGCAUUUGCUAUAUGCUCAACAACUGGUCGGGCAUGGAUAUGAAGAAAGCCAUCAGCUACAUUAGAAGAAGUAUGUCCUAUGACAAUGGGCUGGCCCAGGGAGCAGGCCUUGAGUCUCAUGGAGGAUCCACCUUCUGUGGCAUUGCGUCACUGUGCCUGAUGGGUAAACUGGAAGAAGUUUUUUCAGAGAAAGAACUGAACAGGAUAAAGAGGUGGUGCAUAAUGAGGCAGCAGAACGGGUACCACGGGAGGCCUAACAAGCCCGUCGACACCUGCUACUCCUUCUGGGUGGGCGCAACACUGAAGCUUUUGAAAAUUUUCCAGUACACUAACUUUGAGAAGAAUAGGAACUACAUCUUAUCAACUCAAGAUCGCCUUGUUGGGGGAUUUGCUAAAUGGCCAGACAGUCAUCCAGCUCAGGAUCACCUGCCUAGUGAUGUUACUAACCAGAGUGGGCCAAGCCCUCCUACAUUCAGCAGGAAUCAAGACAGUGCCCCACAAACAUGGUCACAGAUGCUUUGCACGCGUACUUCGGGAUCUGCGGCCUGUCACUCAUGGAGGAGAGUGGGAUUUGUAAAGUGCACCCUGCUCUGAAUGUAAGCACACGGACUUCCGAGCGCCUCCGUGAUCUCCAUCAAAGCUGGAAGACCAAGGACUCCAAACAGUGCUCAGACAAUGUCCACAUUGCCACCUGACUAACCCUGGGGUAUUGGUUUUGUAGCAUAAGUGUAGCUCAAGGUUAAAAGCCAUGUGUAACCAAGUGUGCUCUUCUUUAAGGGGUAGUUUUAAAAGUCAAAAGCUUGUACUGCUAAUACUUCAGCAUGGGCUCUUGAGCCAGUAACCACUGUACUGGACUUCAAGAAAAUCCUUGUUGAAGUUUGGACAUUAGCAGGACUCUGGUAUGGUUCUUAACUGUUUAUGUUGUGUUUCUGAGAUGUUUCAUGGGGCAGAUUGACUAUAUGUUUGUAGGUUAUCUUCCUAAAACCCUCAGUACAAGUUCUGGCUUACAAAAUGGACACAAAUCUUCAAAACAAGUUUACAUUUCAUAUGGCAUUGAUAAUCUUCAGUGAGAUUUAAUGUUCACUUAAAAAAUCUCUACUGCUGAUGGUAAGAAAUUUGCUUGUUGAAUUAAGUAUCUGGGAUUAUUCUUUAAAAAUUGACAGUCUCAUAAUUUUCUUAAAGAAUAACAUAUUUUGUGUUAUUCUUAAGGUGUGCCAACUAAACAUGUGUAAGGUAUACAAAUACAAAUGAAAAGUCCAUAUAAGAAAAAAGUAGGCUUAACUAAUACUAUAGUUUUCUAAAGGGAGAGUAUUAUCUAACUGAGGGAGAAGUAAUUGAACUGUUUAAUUAUGAAUGAAAAGUUUUAUGUCUUUAUUAGAGAUUCCUUAGGUGAAUACCUGUUGUGUUUUGUUUUCAUCUCAAACCAUUGACUGCCAUUUGUCUGGGGCAAGGGAAGAAACAAUCUUCGCUCUCUAGAGAAAGACAUUCAGUGUUUUAUUCUUCUGAGAAACUGUAAAUUAUACUUGUAUGGCUAUAGCUGAGUUCUUUUUAGUUGCUUAGAUUUUUUUUCCCCAGUGUUUUGUGGCCAUUAUAGUUAACUGUUUUAUUUCCCAUCUACCAGGUUGAGCAUCCUUAAUCCAAAAUCCAAUGUCUGGGUCAGGCAUAGUGGCGUAUGCAUUUAGUCCUAGUACUUAGGAGGUAGAGGCAACCAGAUCUGUUUGAGAUCAAGGCCAGUCUGGUCUACAGAGUGAGUUCCAGGCCAGCCAGAGCAAUAUAAUCAGACCCUGUCUCGAAAAACAAAACAAAAUAAAACAAAACAAUAACAACAACAACAAUAAUAAAAUCCAGUAUCUGAAAUGCUCCAGAAUCCAAAAUUUUAAACUGACAGCGUGACACAAUUGGAAAAUUUCACUCUUUAUAUGAUAGGUCACAGGUAAAUUUCAGAGACACUGUAAAUAGUGUAUAAAACUACUUGAAACUAAUGAAUACAGUGUAUGAAAUAAGUACACUCCGUAUUUAGACCCGGAUGUGUAUAUGCAAAAUCUGAAAACAGAAUCUAAACUCUGAAACAUUACUGUUGGUUCCAAGCAUUUUGGAUAGUGAUACUCAACCUGUAAAUACUUUUCUAAUGUUUUUAAGUUUGGUAAAUCUUUAAAUAUAAACAGAAUCACUGAAGUAUACAUAGUCAUUUAUAUUUUUAUAUUUUUGGCUAAGCGGGGUUGGAGGGAAAUAUAUUCAUUUUGAGGGAUAAACUAGGGUUUUACUUACUCGUUGUCGUCUUGUUUUAUUGCCUUAGUUCUAUGAACUAACAACCAAAUGGAGAUGGUGUAAAACCUUUGUUAGCAACCAACAUGUCACAUUAAAUUACAUCUUUGACUUGGUGACAAGAAGGAAAUUUCUUCAGUAGAAGAAAUGGGUGUGUUAGUUUUGGUAGUAAUCAGAGUUGUAUUAAUCAACAGACAUCAUUGUAAAAGCUAAAUUACUAGUGUCCAUGGGUAGAUAAUAGCAUUUUCAUUUAUUUCCUAAAUUAAAGAGAUAUUUCCUACAUAACAGUUCUUCUAAAGGGAAACCUGGCAUAUGAUUAAAAAAUACAUCUCUUGUCAGCUUGGCUUAGACUUGAGUUUCUAGUGCUGGGAGUCUAGCUCACUGCCUGAUACGCACAAAGCCCUGAGUUCCCUGGCUUUGAUCCUUGGCCCUCAAACUAACAAACCAACAAAUCCUAGUUAGAAAUAAGUCUUCCCGUAGUAGAGGACAAAGCUUUACCAAGAAAUGUUGUCCUCUCAUGAGUUUUUCCAGUUGCUUCUAUUUAAUCUCAAUAUUAAUCAUUCCCAUCUCAAACUGAGUUAUCUCCUAGACAUGAGAGGAGCUGAAGGAGCGUGUUGAGAUGCUAUAGGAGUGUUUCAAGGCAGUGCUUUUCCUGAGCUGCCAUUAGUUGUUAAAACGUAAGAAACAUGUUAUUGCCAGGUGGUGGCUCAUGCCUUUAAUCCCAGCACUCAGAAGGCAGAGGCAGGCCGAUCUACAGAGUCAGUUCCAGGACAGCCAGGGCUACACACAGAAAUUUUUGUCUCAAACAACAACAACAACAACAACAACAACAAAAAGUGACUACAAAAUAGAUUUAUAACAUAAAAGUAAUUUAUAUUUUCACACUUCUUGAAUAAUUUACUAGCAAAGGAAUAUUAAUGGCAGAAUGAUUCUAAUAUAUCGAAGAGAUAAGGGUCCAUGUGAUAAGGACUAGUGAAUGUUCAUGUUUCAUAGAAACCAACCAAAAAAUACUGAGUUGUUAAUGAAGUAUGGAAAAAUUGUUUCUAGCUUUUCCUAAAUAGUUAUGUAUAAGGAAAAUAUUUAUUAAUAAAUUAUAAGCACCAUAUAUAAUGUUUUCUAGAAGUAGUGGCAGAGGAAGAGGAAGAACACGUAGCUCAGAUGUACAGCACCAUUCGCUCCUCACCAGCCUCUCCUCCUCUUACUGUACUUUCUGAAGACUAGCAAGAAACAUUUAUUUAUCACCUAUGUUUUUAGCUUUGACCUGUAAUAUUUGUUUUUAUUAGGUUUUAAAAUAUGUAGCUAUAAGUAAUUAAGUUCAAAUAUAAAUUUUGCUGACAAUGGUAUAAUUUAAGAAGUGAUAGACACCGUGAGAAGGAGGUUAUCUGAAGCUAGAUGGUUUGCAGCUUAUCUGUCUAUUGAGCAGCACGAUUUUGGACCCAGUUCUGCCACUGGAAAGAUGAAGUCAUAGAAUUUCAUUCACUGAGCUGAGUCAGAAAUGAAUGAGGUGGUCUAUGUGAAAAGCACUUUGGGUAGAGCAGAUAUCUAACUAUAGUUUCAUGUGAUCAUAAAAGUCUCUGGGACAAUAGAGCUCUUAACAGCAUUUAAACUGAAGGAAGAUGCUGCCAAUGGUGUAGGGUUUUUGUUUUUGUUUUUUUUUUGGGUUUUUUUUGCAACAGAAGGAGUAGCAAGUAUAGCCAUGGUCACUGCAGAACUAGGUGACAGGUGGUCCCCCACGAGCCUCAGAACACAAGUGAAAGAACAGAUGUGUGGGGGAUGUAGGCGAAAGCAGCCGUAGUCUGACUGACGCCUUGUAGAUGGGAGCAUUGCAAUAUUCUUAGGUCAAAGGACAGUGGGCCAAUCCGAAAAUAAUGGCGACACUCAGAAGAGCUCUACAGAUUCCUGUCAGUGGGCUGGGGAGUGUUGAAAUAGUGGGAUGGGGGCCUGGCCUGUUACUAUACACCUUUUGAAAUUAAUGAGGAAAAACAUAGCACUGGGAAGUAAUUGCUAGAAUUGAAUCCAGAUUGCACAGGAUAGGCAUGAGACAUAAAGAAGAGGCAGCUAAAAUAACUGUUGGGAGGAAAAGCCUGUAAAUCUAGAUGCAUACAUAUAUGCCUCCAUAUUCAUUUAAAUCACAGGGAAUGGAAGGGAGCUAGAAAGAUGGAGCCAUUUUCUAGAGCAACCCUUCCUUCAAGACAGUGACUUCACGGAAAGUCAAAUGUAAGAAUGCAGUCGGUUCCUGAUGGUAAAAUAAGAGAGCAGCUCCUCACAGACAGGAGCACAGAAGGCACUGCAAGGCCCCUGCGACAUCACCCUUGAAAAGGCAGUCAGCGCAUUUCUGAGUUCCAGGCCAGCCUGGUCUACAAAGUUCCAGGACAGCCAGGGCUACACAGAGAAACCCUGUCUUGAAAAACCAAAAAAAAAAAAAAAAAAAAAAAAGGAAAAGGUAAAAGAAAGAAAGAAAGAAAGGAAGGAAGGAAAGGAAGGAAGGAAAGGAAGGAAGGAAGGAAGGAAGGAAGGAAGGAAGGAAGGAAGAAAAAAAAAAGACAAGACAGUAACGUGGAGAAUAGAGUUUGCAGUGAUGCCCGUGGUCUCAGAAGUGGAGCAAGGAGCAAAACAAAGCAAAGCAGAGAAAGGAGGUAGGAAAGAUGAAAGCAGGAGGCAAUUAGUCUAAGGGCAAGAAAUUCAAAAGCUGCUUGGCAUGGUGAGGAUGCUCAGGGAAACAGUCCAUUAGCCAACCUCCUAAGAGACAGGAGAGGCAUGGAGGAAACUUUAAGUGAGACGGAGAAUGGGUUGUUAAACAACUGUUUCCAGUUGCCAGAGGAAUCUCACACAAAUUAAGAGAUGAAGUUUUUAGAGAAAAAUACUAAGUAAUAAAAUUUAAUACAGAGACUACAACUGCCAUACUGAAAUGCAAAUAGAAGACCAUUGUACAGGCUUGGGGGACUGAGGACUCUCAAUGUUGCUUUAAUAAUUUCAGAAGCUAGAGAAGGGGUCUUGAAUCUUAAAUUACUACAUAAAGGAAAUGUUUUUCCAUAUUUACUUUGUAUAGUUGGUAUAAUAACAGUGAUUCGAAAACCACAAUAAAGAUGAUAAAGAUUGUGUGAAAAAGGAGAUAUUUGGUAAGUGUGGCUUGCUCCUGUCUCCAGAGCCCAGGCAGUCGCUCUUUCAGGAGCGUUUGCCCCUCCGUCCUGAGGCCUGAGUUGAAUCUGCAGCACUCAGGUCAAACUGGUCCUGAGGUUGAGCCCUUGUUCCCAGCUCAGGGAAGGCAGAGCGAGGCAGAUUGCUGGUGUGUUGGUUAGCCAGCCCAGCCUAACUGAUGAGCUGCAAAUCCCCUGUCUAGAAAAUAAGGUGGGGCAGAUGAGCUGUUUCAGUUAGUGGAGGCUCUUGCUCUACAAGCCUGGCAACCUGGAUUUGAUUUCCUAGAACCUGUGUAAAGUGGAGGGAGAAAACCAACUCCACAGAGUUGUCCUAUGACCUCCAUAUGCAUGCCCAUGACAUGUGUUACCCCCCACCCCACACACACACGCACACAAAUACCAAACUUUAAUCCAACGUGAAAAGCUGAAAAACAGCUGAGGUUGACCUCAAGCCUUCACAUAUCUGCAAAUACAAACAUAAGUAUCAAUUAUCAAUACAAGUUAUUCAGUAAUUUGUUAGGCCCACAGCUCAGUCGCACUUGAAAGAAAGAAUAAAAUCAUGGCUCAUUUGAGUUUAUGUUAGGAGUGCAAGGAUAAUUCAAUUUUAGACAGUCUUAAUCUGGUGUUAAAAGACAUUUGAUUUGAUAGAAUUAAGCACUCCUAUUAGGAGCUGAUCUAUAAUUCACUGGCAUGGCAACUCCUCCCUAGAGGCAAGCUUCUUACCAUUGAAACCAAAGAGCCUUUCUGACAGAGCCAGGCUAUGCUUAACUGUCUCCUCUACUACUUAACACCACACUGGGACUUUUCACCAAGGAAGUCAGAGAAAAGACACGAAUCAGGAAGGGCUCAAGCUUGGCACAUAGGAUCAUCUACUUGAAAAAACAAACCAAAAAAGAAGCUAAGUGGCUGCUGUAGUUACCAUGCAGGCAGCAGUAGGAUUUAGCAGACCUGGGCAUAAGGCCUUCAUUUCCACAGUUUCAGAUUGGGCUAAGUGGUGUCUGAAAUCUCUCUCUUUCAGCAACUUCCUCCCUGCCCAAAAGUAAACGCUAUCAGGACUGGCUCGAUCAGGACUGGCUAGGGCCACCUGUUUGUGUACAACGUGUGCUCUGUACAAGUGCAGCCAUGUGGAAUACACUGGAUUUUACUUGGCUUCUUUGCCCUCGAAGAGAACGCAAGGGCUCUCUGGUGCUGGUAGUGUUUGUUUUUGAUCUAGGUGCUGGUUACAUGGGUGCAUUCUACAUUUUAUGAGUAUUUACCAAGCUGUUCAAUCAGUCAUGCUUUGCGUGCUGUUCUGUAUUGUAAAUACAAUUCAAUAAAAAUGUUUAGUUUAAAAAGAUUAUCUAUCUACCUACAUUCAUAUCUAUCUACAUAAACCUAAACAGUUUAGAAGACAAACUGCAAGACCUCUCUUUGUGAUUACUGAAACCGAAAGACUUGUGUAUGAACUCAAUAAAACAUGUCUAAAACUA